This is a messenger RNA of Racocetra fulgida, 132 nucleotides long. NCBI's taxonomy places the organism in Eukaryota, Fungi, Glomeromycota, Glomeromycetes, Diversisporales, Gigasporaceae. The record is from the annotation of a GenBank genome assembly.
UUUUUAAUCUCCUCGAAACAGAAGAGAGCAAUAUUAAGAAGAGCGAAAAUUUAGAGCAAAAUACCAAACCUCAACUAAAUGAGGCUUCAAAUACUACAAAUAACUACAACAGCACUGCUUCAACAUCAACUA